Messenger RNA from Linum tenue, 630 nucleotides. Lineage: Eukaryota; Viridiplantae; Streptophyta; Magnoliopsida; Malpighiales; Linaceae. The record is from the annotation of a GenBank genome assembly.
AUGCUUGAUCAGCUGCCAGGUAUCAGUCGCUCAUAUUUCAGUUCAGAUUCUAUGCAAGUUGAUGGAGAUGUUCCAAAAUCAUUCACUAAGACCUACCCAACAGAAUUUCUCAAUACACUUGCAUUCAACGGCGUCCCUGAUCAUGAAAUCAGUCUUAAAAUUCACGCUCCAGUUAUGCUACUAAGGAAUUUGAGCCCUCUAAAUGGUCUGUGCAAUGGAACAAGAAUCAUGAUCACAUUCUUAGGAGAAGACAUCAUCAAAGGAACAAUUAUGGGUGGAACAUAUGACACAAAAUUGGUUGUCAUACCAAGAAUAGUUCUCAAUAUCGAUGAUAAGAAAUGGCCAUUCAUCCUCAAGAGAAGGCAGUUUCCUGUUCGCCUUUGUUACGGAAUGACCAUAAACAAAAAUCAGGGCCAAACACUUGAAAAGGUUGGGGUAUACCUGCCAGACCCUGUAUUUAGUCAUGGCCAAUUAUAUGUCGCGGUUUCAAGAGUUAAAUCAGCAGAUGGAUUGCGUAUCCUGAUCACCAAUACUGAUGAUGUCCCAAAUGACUACACAAGGAAUAUUGUGUACACAGAAGCACUUGAAGAUGUCAGCAUAGAUAAGGAGCAGCCUAACAAUAAUCUAUAG